Messenger RNA from Capra hircus (goat), 809 nucleotides. RefSeq names its product interferon alpha inducible protein 6 (gene IFI6). The coding region runs from base 215 to 622 and encodes 135 amino acids. The transcript has 6 exons. The record is from RefSeq and is a predicted model, not a curated record. NCBI's taxonomy places the organism in Eukaryota, Metazoa, Chordata, Mammalia, Artiodactyla, Bovidae. Gene Ontology annotation, biological process: apoptotic signaling pathway; negative regulation of extrinsic apoptotic signaling pathway in absence of ligand; negative regulation of mitochondrial depolarization. Gene Ontology annotation, cellular component: membrane; mitochondrion.
AAAAAACCAGCCUGAGGACUGUUACUUCACUGCUGUUCCCUUCUAGCAGCAGGCUCCAUCCAGGCAGGAAGAUUCCUUCUCUGCUCUCCUCCAAGUUCUGUUAAAAUGAGGAUCAAGCUACUUCACCUGCCCAAAGGACUGGAUGAUUUCUGAAACCCCUUUAUUAUAGGAUCUAAUGUGAUGAUACGGUGACAAAGCCUUGAGCUGCGCCACCAUGCGGCAGAAGGCGGUAUCGCUGUUCCUGUGCUACCUGCUACUCUACACCUGCGGCUGCUGCGGGGAGGAAGACGGAAAAAGACGCUCAGAGGAAAACAGCGACUCGAGCUUCUGGGGCAUGGUGACCUACAUGGCCAUCGGAGGCGGACUCAUGGCCGCGGCACUGCCCGUGCUGGGCUUCGCGAGCACCGGCAUCGCCGCCAACUCGGUGGCCUCCUCAUUGAUGAGCUGGUCGGCCGUGGCGAACGGAGGCGGAGUGCCGGCCGGGGGGCUGGUGGCCACGCUGCAGAGCCUGGGCGCCAGCGGUGGCAGUGCCCUCAUGGCCAAGAUCGGGGCCUUUCUGGGCUAUACUGUCCACAAGCAAGUCGAAAGCAGACAGAGAAGAGAAGAGAAAGAAAAAGAGUAAGCAGAGAGAAAGGAGAAGUAGCCAGCAGCUCCCUGGAAGCCCCGCCUUCCUCCUUGUCUUCCUCUUCCAGCUGCAGUCCAGAGCUUCCUCUGUCACACUUGGCAAUGACUGAGGUAAAAAAAAAAAAAAAAAAAAAAAAAAAACAAAACACAUACACACAGAAUAAACGUCUCUCAGAAAACACUCA